This is a messenger RNA of Python bivittatus (Burmese python), 1478 nucleotides long. It is a transcript of the gene INA, whose product is annotated as internexin neuronal intermediate filament protein alpha. Lineage: Eukaryota; Metazoa; Chordata; Lepidosauria; Squamata; Pythonidae. Gene Ontology annotation, molecular function: structural constituent of postsynaptic intermediate filament cytoskeleton. The record is from RefSeq and is a predicted model, not a curated record. Gene Ontology annotation, cellular component: cytoplasm; postsynaptic intermediate filament cytoskeleton; intermediate filament. Gene Ontology annotation, biological process: intermediate filament organization.
AUGAAUUUCUCUUCGGAUUCCCACUAUUUGGCCUCUUCCUACAGGAAGAUAUUCGGGGAGCCUCCCCGCUACUCCUCCCGUCUGGGCAGCUCGGCCACAGCCAGCAGUUACCGGUCUCAAUCGGUAUCUCGCAGUAGCAACCGUGCCGUGUCGUACCGGCUGGCGCAGGCAGACACCUUGGAUCUCAGCCAGGCAACGGCGCUGAACGACGAAUUUCGGCUGACCCGCACCAAUGAGAAGGAGCAGCUGCAGGGACUCAACGACCGGUUCGCCGGCUACAUCGAGAAGGUGAGGCAGCUGGAGCAGCACAACCGCCUUCUGGAGGCUGAGUUGGGCGCGCUGCGGCAGCGUCACGCCGAGCCCAGCGGCCUGGCCGAGCUCUUCCAGAACGAGCUCCGCGAGCUGAGGGCCCAGCUGGACGAGACGGAGGCCGCCCGGGCGCAGGGGGCGCUCGAAAGGGAGCGGCUGGCCGAGGAAAUGCAGCGCUUGCGGGCGCACUGUGAGGAGGAGGCGCGAGCCAAGGCAGAGGCAGAGCAGGCGUUGCGCGCGCAGCAGCGGGAGGUUGAUGGCACCACCUUGGCGCGCAUGGCUCUGGAGAAGAAGGUGGAGGCGCUGCUCGACGAGCUGGCCUUCCUGCGUAAGGUCCACGCUGAGGAGCUGGCCGAGCUGAGCGCCUCCCUGCAGCCAGCCCCGCUGGCUGCCAUUGAGCCGGACGCCACCAAGGCCGACCUGACCGCGGCGCUGAAGGAGCUGCGCUCGCAGUACGAGGCGCUGGCCGCCAAGAACCUGCAGGCGGCCGAGGAGUGGUACCGCGCCAAGUUCGCCAACCUCAGCGAGCAGGCGGCGCGCAACAACGAGGCCAUCCGAGCCAGCCGCGAGGAGAUCGGCGAGUACCGCCGCCAGCUGCAAGCCCGCACUCUAGAGGUAGAGAGCCUGCGCGGAGCCAACGAAUCUCUGGAGCGGCAGCUGCAAGAGAUGGAGGAGCGGCAUAACGUCGAGGCGCUCGGCUUGCAGGACACUAUUAGCCAGUUAGAAACUGAUCUGAGAGAGACAAAGAGUGAAAUGGCUCGGCAUCUGAGAGAAUACCAAGAUUUACUGAAUGUCAAAAUGGCCCUGGAUAUAGAGAUAGCAGCAUACAGGAAGCUGUUGGAGGGUGAAGAGACACGUUUUAGUACUUCAAGCAUCAGCAUCUCAUCUCUGAAUCCCCUUUCCAACCCCACUUACUCCUUCCAACCUAGGCUCUUUAGUUCAUCUGUAGCCAGUAGCUCCAAAAUGUCACCCCCUUUCUCUUUUAAGAAAGAUGAGAAAGAGGAGGCUAAAUUGGCCUCAAAAAUCUCAUCGAGCCAGGUAGGAGAAACCUUUGCUGAAAUGAUUGAGGAAACCAUAACUUCCACUAAAAAAACUGAACGAACAAACUUGGAAGAAGGAAACACUGUCAACCAAAAAAUGUAAUCCCUGAUCUUAAUACAGAUACCAAG